Molecule: messenger RNA, 715 nt
Organism: Aspergillus homomorphus CBS 101889
Lineage: Eukaryota; Fungi; Ascomycota; Eurotiomycetes; Eurotiales; Aspergillaceae
Exons: 3
Coding region: 77-715 (212 amino acids)
Source: RefSeq, a predicted model, not a curated record
CUACGCUCCUUGUCUUCGCCUUCUUCUCUGCACUCCUUUGUCUUCAGUUCCAAUCGUUACAUAUCUUCUCGUCAACAUGCGUCCCUCUCUGAUUCUCCUUGUCCCACUGGUGGCCACUAGCACUGCUCACGGCCUCACCCAGGUCGACGCCCUCCAUCUCCUCAAACGCCAAAGCGGCGCCUUCAUCCCCGGAACCAGCUCGGUGACCGACUGCCCAGAAGGCUCCAUUCUCUGUGGCACGAGCAACACCUGCUACUUUCCUUCGCGAGGCGAUACCUGCUGUCCCGGUGGAACCUGGGCCUGUCCGAGUGAUUCCUUCUGUCUGCAGGACCCAUACUGCUGCCCCACUGGUCUCGACCGCGAGACCUGCGCGCAGCAGUACGGCAUAACGUUGGCCCCAACCGUGACGAGCGCCACCGCCGCCGAACCGACAUCCGCGCCAUCCACGUCGACUUCUUCACCGACCUCAAGCGUCGAACGCCCGAGCAGCAGCAGCAGCAGCAGCAGCAGCACGACCUCUGUGCCUGUCAUCCCGGCGAUUUCGAUCCCUUCUUCGAUCGCAUCCUCUUCCGUGCAUUCGGGUUCCGCUACCGUCGUGUCUUCGUCUACCCCCAGCCCCUCGGGCGGGCUCUUCACUGGUGGUGCACACACCCGGGAGAUGGCAGGAGGCGCUCUGGUGCUGGGUGGAUUGGGCAUGGUUGCAAAUAUCCUGUAG